UGUGAGCCGUACUUCAAAUAUGGCGGAAUCCGAAACGGCGUUUAGAAAUGUCGAGGUUUUGUAAGAUAUAAACGUGCAGACUGAAGGUUAUUUAGAAGGCGGAUAGCAUGGGUUUGAUUCGGCAUGUCGUGUGCGCCAUGUCCGGGGGGGUUGACAGCUCCGUGGCGGCUCUGCUGCUGAAGAGAAGAGGCUAUAACGUGACGGGGGUGUUCAUGAGGAACUGGGACUCUCUGGAUGAGGGGGGCCUCUGCAGCUCACAGAGGGACUGUGAGGACGCCCUCAGGGUCUGCCACAUCCUGGACAUCCCCUUUCACCAGGUCUGCUACGUAAAGGAGUUCUGGCAUGAGGUCUUCAGUUAUCUGUUGAAGGAGUACGAGAGAGGCAGAACUCCAAACCCUGAUAUCCUGUGCAACAAACGCAUCAAAUUCAACUAUUUUCACAAGUACGCCAUCCACACGCUGGGUGCAGACGCCAUGGCGACAGGUCAUUACGCCAGGACGUCACAGGAGGACGACGAAGUCUUCCAGCAGUCUCAUGUGGCCCCUCCCACCUCGCUUUUCAGAGAUCGGUUCCAGAUCCCAAACCCCGUGAGGCUGCACACGGCAGCCGACCAAUCCAAAGACCAGACCUUCUUCCUGAGUCAGAUCUCCCAGGAUGCUUUGAGGCAAACCCUCUUCCCUCUGGCCGGACUCACCAAGGAGUUUGUGAAAAAGAUGGCCGCCGAGGCCGGCCUCCACCACGUCCUGAAGAAGAAGGAGAGCAUGGGCAUCUGCUUCAUCGGGGAGAGAAACUUCCAGAACUUCAUCCUGGAGUACCUGGAGCCCAAACCCGGGAAUCUGGUGUCUGUAGAGGACGGCGCCGUCAUGGGGUCACACCAAGGCUGGUUCACCCUGACUCUGGGGCAGAGGGCGAGGAUCGGGGGCCUGAAGGAGCCCUGGUUUGUGGUGGAUAAAGACGUGGAGACGGGAGACGUGUUUGUGGCUCCAACCACCAACCACCCGGCUCUGUUCCGUGACACGCUCAGAACCAACCGCUUUCACUGGGUCACGCGUGACCCGCCUCCAGAUUUGGCCCGCAGUCAGAUGCUGGAGUGUCAUUUCCGCUUCAUCCACCAGAUGGCGCUCGUCCCGUGCUCAGUGACUCUGAACUUGGACGGCUCCGUGUGGAUCUCUCUCUCCCGGCCGGUCCGAGCUCUCACACCUGGACAGUUUGCAGUGCUGUACAAAGGCGACGAGUGUCUGGGCAGCGGGAAGAUCGUGCAGCUGGGGCCCAGCGAGCACACGCUUCAGAAGGGCAGGGAGCGGCUGGCCGCGGCUGUGCAGGAGCGUCCUGCACCUGAAGCGGCGCGCUGAGGCCGUCCGGCCGUGUGGAGAGACCUCCAUGCAGCAGCGAGAACGGCUCUGCGCUCAGAGGGACCGCCUGUGGUCAAACCAAAGGCCGGAAAUGAUCGUCCAGAUGGAAAAAACAGCUGCUGGUGGAAAAGUUUUUAUUAACGGUUAGGAAAGUAAAAGGCCAGGCUUCUUUUGGGAGUGUCUGUGCUCUAAUUAACACCUUUAAAUCAAAGGAAGUGUAAUAUUUUAUAGAAAUAUAUUAUUUAUUUUUCGUUUUUUCUUAAACUCUUUAAAGCUGCUCAACUUUCCCGAACUUUCACAGAACUGAUGCUCACCUUUUUGUGAGCCUGGAGCAGAAGUUUCCAUCAACAGCAGUUUUGUGUCUAAUGAUGGUUUUUCUGCAUCGAGGCUCAAAAACACCAAAAGGUUUUAUUUUUAGUUUUUGAAAAGCAACAAAAUGUUCAUAAUUUCUGCUACAACAAUAAAAUAAAUGUUUUUUUUAUUUGA
Molecule: messenger RNA, 1838 nt
Organism: Oryzias latipes (Japanese medaka)
Lineage: Eukaryota; Metazoa; Chordata; Actinopteri; Beloniformes; Adrianichthyidae
Gene: trmu
Product: tRNA 5-methylaminomethyl-2-thiouridylate methyltransferase
Biological process (GO): tRNA wobble position uridine thiolation
Cellular component (GO): mitochondrion
Molecular function (GO): sulfurtransferase activity
Source: RefSeq, a predicted model, not a curated record